Talaromyces rugulosus is the source of this 5187-nucleotide messenger RNA. RefSeq lists its product as uncharacterized. Lineage: Eukaryota; Fungi; Ascomycota; Eurotiomycetes; Eurotiales; Trichocomaceae. The record is from RefSeq and is a predicted model, not a curated record. Gene Ontology annotation, biological process: DNA-templated transcription; positive regulation of transcription by RNA polymerase II; transmembrane transport. Gene Ontology annotation, molecular function: zinc ion binding; transmembrane transporter activity; sequence-specific DNA binding. Gene Ontology annotation, cellular component: nucleus; membrane. The transcript has 22 exons. The coding region runs from base 1 to 5187 and encodes 1728 amino acids.
AUGGCUUCCGGUCAAUCAAUAUCACUUCCGUCAUCUGUGGAGAAUAGUAAUCGGUCACAGAUACGAAGAAAGCGGAGUCGAAACAAGGAGAGGGUCAAGGUCACAAGGGCAUGCGAUAGGUGCAAAAGGGCCAAGGCGAAUUGCACAUUUACUUCGGCCUAUUCAAGAGGAAGGGUUCCUUCUGUUCUUUCAGUUUCAGUUCCUGGUGAUGAUAAUGGAAGCAAUCUAGCACUAGUUGAGGAUGCAACUAGAAAUAGCUUGGUAUCAGAACAGCAGCUGCUCUCCAGGACCGAACGAAAUAAUACCACCGAUUUGCAAAACCAACAUGAUUCAUUGCCUGACGUGGUGGCGCCUUCUGCCGCCAUAUAUGCAGAGGCAUCGUCGCACAACUCACCAGAACCUUCUCAGACUGACUUGCAGGGACACUAUAUUGGACCUGCAUCCGGAGUGUCCUUUCUUCACCGCAUCCAAAAACGCCUGCACCAAGCCAUAUCAUUCUCCCCAGCUAGCAGCAUCUUUACAUUUGGUGACGCGCCUCUACAGCUUGCCGAAUUUGACCCGUCGUUCUGUAUGAUGCUUCCCAGGCCGGAUGCCCAGCGUCUGAUAGAUCGGUACUUUGAUUUUGCGAUGCCUACAUACCGCUUCCUGCACCGUCCUACUAUACAGGAAUGGUUCAAUGAGUUUUAUGACACUCUUGGCACAAUGCGUGACGUGCAAAAGGCUCCAGCCAAGGUUGCUUUGCUCUUCAUGGUCUUUGCCCACGCGAGGGUUUAUAUGCCGGAGGAUGACAGGCCGGGGCCACCGGACUUAAGCACACGAUACUUCCUGGCAGCAGACCAUCAGCUCACAAAGGAAAAGGGCUCAAUACGCUUAACCAGUGUUCAAGCACGAUUGACGCAGUGCUAUUACCUGCUCACCCAAUCCCGGAUCAACCAUUGCUGGAGCCUGUUUGGAACAGUCUCACAUCUGGCACUCGCUAUCGGCCUUAAUAGAAACAUAUCCCCUAAUUUAACGAACAAGUUAAAUGUUGUUGAGGCCGAGUGCCGCCGUCGAACCUUUUGGUGCGCCUACACGCUCGACGCAUACCUCAGCGCUGCUUUGGGUAGGCCGCGGACUUUUCAUGACGACGAUAUUGACACGGAGCUUCCGGCUUGUAUCGAGGAUGAGGAUUUAAUGACCAAUGAUAUGAACCUGCCAGUGGUUUCAAGCAGGGGCCCGUCAACCAUGCUUGCUGCACUUUCACAUAUGAAACUCGCACAAGUGAUUGGUAAAAUUCUAACCAAUCUCUACUCCAUCAAGCCAAUAUCUGCCACCCGUCGGAAAGCUGCUGUGGAGGAGAUCUUACAAGACCUGAGAAACUGGCGCGCAGAGUUGACUCGGUUCUUGGAUGUCGACAAAUUCAGCACAUCCUUUCUGAUUCCACUCUUUCAGCGACAACGAAAUGUGCUCAAUCUGACCUACUGGCAUGCCGUUAUUCUCUCCCAUCGGCCCUUUGUAUUGGGCAGUCUCGCACGCCUUUCACAACGGAAUAAGGGGGACGUCCGGUAUGAAGACGACGCCCGGACCGAGGACACGCUGAAAGAGUGUCUAGAUGCCGCGAUGAAUACGGUGAAUACAAUCAACGAAAUCACUGAAAGCCGUCAAUUUUUCCGCGCGUUCUGGAUCACCACGUACUUUGGUUUCAACGCUACCAUCAUGCUGUACAUCUACGUAAUACAGGAGUGUGCUUCUCCAUCAGAAGUUUAUAGUAGUUAUCUCUCUGCCGCCACUCGAUGCCAGUCCCAUAUCUCUGCAAUUGCUGAAAAGGGGUCGCUCUCGGAACGGUAUUGCCUCGUCCUGGAGGAGCUACGAGUCGAAGCUCUUCGCCAAACAAAACCAACGAACCUGGGAGAAAUGGUGAAUACUCAGUCACAAGAUACUAGUACGACUAAUGGUAACUGGCUCCACCCCACGGCUAGUAGUAGUGGAAUUCCAAUGGGCGAACCCCGAGAAAACCCUACUGAUUAUACUACUGACCUAAGAGGAGAACCGGAUAUUGUUGACUUCAAUGGCAAUAAUACUAUUCCGGGCUUUUCGUUUUCUGAUUAUUCGGACUGGGAUCAGUUCACAUCUAUGUGCUAUACGUAUGUAAUCAUGGCAUACCUCAAUUUGAAAGGCAAUGGCCUUUUAACUGGUGUAACCAUCACUGCCGGGAUGGGAUUUAUCGUAUUUGGUAUUAUUCACGCUACGAUGAUGGUGACGGCGCCAACUUUUGAGUCUCAGUUUCAUCUGAACUCUGCAAUGGAAGGAACUGUUACAUCACUAUUCGUGGUUGGGGCUUUUUUAGGAUGUCUCAUCUCAGCAUUAAUUAAUGGGAGACUCGGUCGAAAAACUAUUGCGCAUUUUGGCUCAUUCGGUGUGACUAUCGGCGCUGUCUUACAGGCUGCAAGCUAUGGGAUUCCUCAGCUGCUUGUUGGACGCAUAGUCGCAGGCAUUGGCUUGGGGCUCGUAGUGUCCAAUAUCAUCAUGUGGCAAACAGAGAUAAGCCCAAGUCAUAUGAGAGGUCGCUUGGUGGCUUCUGCCCUGACGUUUCUUAUUCUUGGAGAUUUGAUAGCAUUAUGGUUGGAGUACGGAAUUGCUGAUCGCGCGAGCAGCUAUGCCUGGCGUCUUCCGCUGGCAUUGCAAGCUGCAUUGGCCCUCUUACUGAGCGCGCUUCUGUUCGUGAUGCCUGAAUCUCCACGAUGGCUGCUUCAAAACGAAUAUAGAGAGGAAGCGAUCGAUGUCCUAACUCGCUUGCAUACUCACCACGGCCAGCUUGAUGAAGAUGCCAUGAACAAGACCGUCACUGAUAUUACGGACGCAAUAGCCAUCGAACACAAUCAAGCGGGCUGGACAGAUCUUUUCAAGGGCGACAACGUAGGAUCACGACGAAGAGUGGUAGUUUCUUGCAUUCUAAAUGCUUGUCAAGCAUGGAGUGGCAGUACGCCAGUCAGCUACUAUACGACAUUCAUUUUUAAAAACUCAAUCGGGCUUUCAUACAAAAAGGCUCUUCUACUUGCGGGUGUCUUACAAGUCUUUCGCAUGUGUGCUAGUGUAGGGACCUGGUAUUCGAUCGAGAAAUGGGGCCGCCGGUUGUCAUUUAUGGUCACAGCGCUCGGCAUGACGAUUGUGAUGGCUGUAAUGGCAGCAAUGAUUGCAGUCAACACCCAGACUGCUGGAAUAGUUGCAGCCAUUAUGCUUUUUCUUUACGAAGCAUUCUAUGCCUGGGGAUUUAUGGGUCCAAUAUGGGUCUAUGCUCCGGAGAUCUUACCUCUCGCCCAUAGAGCCAAAGGUGAAGGUCUUGCGACGGCCUGUUUAUGGCUUUCUACUUUCGUUGUUGUGGAGAUUGUCCCCGUCGCAAUUGAUAACAUUGGAUGGCGAGUGUAUCUUAUAUUCGCUUGUUUUAAUCUCGCUUUCAUUCCGUUUAUAUACUUUUUUGUCCCAGAGACUGCUGGGCUCAGCCUCGAGUCAAUUGAUCUUUGUUUCAUGGACCAAGCGCAAAACCCCGUGAAGAAAGCUAACGAGAUGCGACGUGGAAUCAAAGAAGGUCGAGAUGUGACAUUGAACCAUGUCCUAGAGAAAGGGAAAAAUGUUGGUUCUCAACAUUUGGAAUACAAGUCGAGGACAGGUAGCAAUGAUACCGAAGGCAAUUCUCUUGCAAAUACAAACACUAUUAUGGAGAAAACUGCAGCAAAACACGAAGAGUUCGUGCAUCUGGGUCAGUUGACUGCCGGGGAAAAGGUGCUCGAGAAAAAACUGACGCGGCGCAUCGAUGCUCUCAUCAUGCCAUUGAUCAUUCUGGUCUACCUAAUGAACUAUAUUGAUCGAAACAACUAUGCCGCUGCAAAACUCCAGGGCCUUAUUCAGGAGCUUUCCCUCACUAAUCAGCAAUAUCAGACUGGGCUUUCUAUUCUAUUCAUCGCCUACAUUCUUAUGCAAGUCCCGUCCAAUCUCCUGCUCAAUUAUAUGGGUCGGCCAUCGCUCUAUAUAAGCUUUUUUGUCUGUGCGUGGGGACUUGUGUCUGCAUGCACCAGCCAGGUCCAAAGCUAUGGAGGCAUGGUUGCGUGUCGAUUCCUGUUGGGGCUCGUCGAGGCUCCAUUCUUCGCCGGCGUCUUGUUCUAUCUAUCCAAGUGGUACACCAAAAAAGAACUAGCUUUUCGUAUGAGUGUUUUCUACUCAGGUUCGCUGCUCAGUGGUGCCUUUGGAAACUUGAUUGCUGCCGGAAUUCUGAGCGGACUCGAUGGCAAACGUGGAAUGUCUGCAUGGCGAUGGCUCUAUGUUAUCGAGGGGUCUAUCACCUGUGUGAUCGGCAUUGCUAUUGCCAUUCUUCUGCCCGAUUUUCCUGAAACAUGGCGAGUUCUUUCGCUAGAGAUGAAGGAGGUCGCAAUACGACGACUUGCAAUCGAUGCGGCCGAGACCGAUGUCGAUGAAGAGGGCAGUGCAAGCCAACUCAAGGGUCUCAAGAUGGCCGUGACCGAUGUCAAGACAUACGCCCUGGCUCUCGCAUACUUUUGCAUCGCUGCUGGCGGAAGCUUUCAGUAUUUCUUCCCUACUCUGACCAGCACCUUAGGUUACAGUAACACAAUCUCGCUGUUGUUGGUAGCACCACCAUAUGUCUUUAUGGUCUUUUACAGUCUUGCACACAGCUGGAUUUCAGAUAGACUCGGUAUGCGGUUCUGGUUCUUUUUCUACCCGAUUCCGAUCACCAUUAUCGGAUUUAUCAUUUUCAUGACGACCGACUCGUUUGGGCCACGGUAUCUUUCCUUGUUUCUGAUGAAUUUUACAUUUGCUCAAAACGGCACGCUGUAUUCCUGGAUCGCCAGCUCUUUGCCACGACCUCCAGCCAAGCGUGCUGCCGCCUACGCCUUUAUUAACUCUCUUGGUAAUUCGGCCAGCAUUUGGACUCCUUAUACUUACUACGACUCUGAGAAACCUUAUUACCGUGUUGCGCUUGGGAUCUGUAUUGCUGUCCAAGCGCUGGGGGGUCUCUCGGCUGUUUUUAUGUAUUUCACAUUAAACAAGCUCAACAAACGCCAGGAGCGAUUGGAGAAUGAGGAUGUGCAGUUGACCGAAAAGGAGCUGCGCAGGUUGCAGAAGACUGCUGAUGCAGAGGGCGUUGAUAUUGCUGCGGCUCGUCAGUUGCAUAGGGGAUUCCGGUACAUGCUAUAA